ACUACGUUGAUUCGUUCAGUUUACUUUCGCGAAUCACCAUGGUCGCACGCUCGGCAGCAGUUCUCCUCCUAUUGGUGACCUUCUCCGAAGGUGCCAAAAUUCUUGGUGUGCUACCAAUGGUAGCAACAUCCCACUUCAACAUUGGCGCCGGGAUCAUGAAAGCAUUGGCCAAUGCCGGGCAUGAAGUCACCGUCAUUAGCCCGUAUUCGCUUAAAAACCCACCCAAAAACUACCGCGAAAUAUUGUUAACCGGUUUAAUUGAAGAGGCCGAAAAAGGCGUCGAACAGAACUUUUUCAACUUUAAAAGUUCCGGUGGGUUUAUCGCGCCGAUGUUUAUGUUAAACAUGUUGUACGAAACGUUCUCUGAAUUGGUUUGCAAAUCCGUGUUGAAACACCCGAAUGUAGUCAAUUUGCUCGAAUCAGAUGAGCAGUUCGAUGUGGUAUUCGUCGAGUCCUUUAUCACCGAGUCGCUGUACGGAUUCGCCCAGCAUUUUGAUGCCCCAUUGAUAGCGUACUCAACGUUUGGAAGCUGUAUGUGGACCAACGAUCUGGUGGGAUCUCCGGCACCACCAUCACACGUAGCUCACUUUUUGCUAAGCUACACAGAUAAGAUGACAUUCUGGCAGCGUUUCCACAAUACGGCCAUGACCAUUCUUGAUAGGCUGUACUACGAGUUACGUUAUCUGCCCAAUCAGAGACGGAUGUAUGAAGCAGGAUUUCCCAAUGCUAAAUUGACUUUCGAGCAGCAGAUGAAAAACGUGUCUUUAGUGUUUUUGAAUCAGCACUUUAGUUUAAGUAGCCCAAGGCCUUAUCCACCCAAUGUGAUUGAAGCCGGAGGAGUCCAAAUCGAAGAUGGGAAACCUUUGCCGCAGGAACUUCAAAAAUACCUUGACGAGGCUAAAGACGGAGUCGUUUAUUUCUGUAUGGGAUCAAAUAUCAAGUCGAAAUACUUCCCAGAAGCAAAGCGGAAUGCCUUCCUAAAGGUUUUCUCAAAGCUCAAACAACGCGUUUUGUGGAAAUUUGAAGACGAAUCCAUGCCCAAUCAACCAUCCAACUUGAUGAUCAAGGCCUGGAUGCCACAAAAUGACAUUUUGGCUCAUCCCAAUGUGAAGCUGUUCAUCACACACGGCGGUCUUCUCGGUUCGACGGAAGCGCUGUACCACGGCAAACCCAUGGUUGGAAUUCCGAUCUUCGGGGACCAACCGAUGAACGUCGAAAAAGCCGUUCGCUCUGGAUACGCCGUGCUGCUGGACUACGAUGACAUUACCGAGGAGACGGUCGAGAAAGCAAUCGGUACGGUGUUGAACAAUCCGGCGUAUGCGAGAAAUGCAAAAUUAGUGUCGGAACGAUUCCGCGAUAAGCCGUUGACGCCGAAAGAGACGGUCGUGUUCUGGACCGAAUAUAUCAUUCGACAUCGGGGAGCCCUGCACCUGCGAUCGGCGGCAUUGGAUCUCUCGCUGUUCCAGUACCAGCUACUGGAUGUUUACGCUGUGAUGUUUGUGAUUUUGUUAGUAGUUGCUGCUGGUAAUGUUUACAUUGUGAAACGAAGCUUGCAAAAGAUUUUCAAGCGGAAGUCUUCGGUAGAUAGGCGAAAGAAACGAUCAUAAAGUCGAAAUAGUCAAUGAUGAAGUAUUAAAAUAGACUUUAGGGCUGAAAUUUUACUAAUGCAUCAAAACAACCUAUAGAAUAUAAAAUAUCAUAUAGUUUGUUGUUGGUUGGUAUUUUGAUCAUAGAAAGCGGCACUACAUGUUAAUGAAGGAAAGCUAUACUUAGGAAGAUAAUUGCAUCAGCAAGUAUAUAACUUGACGCAAAUUUCACUUUUAUUAAAUGUAAGCUUAUGUCUGCUAGUGCUACUCACGUUUGAAGAUAUUUUAUAUUUAAUUUUGUCACUAAGAACUACCAUUAUUAACUACUAAUAUCGUUGGAUUGUAUUUCAUUUAUAAGGACAAACCAAUAAAAACCCAUUUAAAAAAAACAUUGAUCCACCUAGGGGCGAUGAUGGUUUUCUCGUGCAUCGUAAAAUCGCAUACGAAAAAUCAAAAAAGCGUGUUUUGAAACAAUCUUGAUUAAUUGUAAGCAAAGCUGGCUGCCAAAACUGCAUCAUAAUUUGCAUGUCAAUUUUAUCGCAAUUGUCCAAGUUUUCAAGCAUGAUUCGAUCUAAAAUUGUUUUCAGGUGACCCUUAAUGAUGAUAUUAAUUGGUAGCUUUUUUCUACAAUACAAAAUAAAAUAAAACUUUUGAUUUGAUUCCAAACACAAUCAAGCAAAAAAAUUGUCAGCGUUGGAAGGAUUGGAGUUUUCUUAAUAAGCUCCACGAAAAACAUUUCACGCAUCCUCACGCAAUCGUCACUUGUUUUUAUUUUAAUAUAGUGAAGUAUGCUAAAAAAAAAGUAACCCUUUUUUUAAUAUUUUAUUUAAGUAUUUAUGAUUUUGAGCGACAGAGUUUGCAUAAUUGGUUUCCUCCAGGUUCCAAAGAAGGGUUAGACUUUUAUGAACGAUCAAUAAAAAGCAUACGCAUUUUUCGGAUGUAAAAGGUUAUUACGAAAUAAA
Molecule: messenger RNA, 2548 nt
Organism: Armigeres subalbatus
Lineage: Eukaryota; Metazoa; Arthropoda; Insecta; Diptera; Culicidae
Product: UDP-glycosyltransferase UGT5-like
Exons: 2
Coding region: 39-1607 (522 amino acids)
Molecular function (GO): UDP-glycosyltransferase activity
Source: RefSeq, a predicted model, not a curated record